AUGUCUACUAGAGUGCAAGAAACUGCCCCGAGUACUACGAAGGCGAAAAAGGAUCCGUCGUCGAGGCCUUAUAAAUGCCCCAUGUGCGAAAGGGCCUUUCAUAGGUUAGAACACCAGACAAGACAUAUUAGAACCCACACGGGCGAGAAACCACAUAGUUGUACUUACCCUGGGUGCUUCAAGAAGUUUAGCAGGUCUGAUGAGUUGACCCGUCACUUGAGGAUUCAUACAAAUCCCAAUUCGAGGAGAAAUAAAAAUUUGAGCAAAAUGAACGGCAACUACAAUAAAACACCAACAAUAGUAAGCAACGGAAGUAAUAGUGAUUUACAAUCUGCUGAUAAUAAUAAAAUGACUUCUGGUACUGCUGUUUCUGUAUCACAACCUCCGCCACCUCCUCCACUUUCGCUACCUGUUGUAAACGGUGCAUUACCACAUGUAAUCCUGACAGCUAUGAAUCUCCAGAAUAAGUCAGAGCCACCAGGUCAGCUGAUGGAGGAUGUUAAAACUCACUCUUCUCCAGAAGAUGAGGAUAAAAAAGUUGAAGAUAAUAGGCCUACUUUGAAAAGAAUGCAAAGCACCAAGAAUAUAGACAUUUUAGCUACUGCUGCUUCUGAGGAAUUAAGGCAGCUAGAGACUGUAAACUCAAAGUCGUUACCUUCAUUAAUUGAAUACUUCAAUGGGAAGCCACCUCCAUCAAGCUUGCCACCAACGGUUUCGAAGUCAUCAUCUCAAAGUUUACAAUACUUAUCAAAUUUGAAUAAUCUCAAUAAUAAUAAUCAUUCUGGGAAUCUUAAUGGUGGUCAGUCAAAAAGUUACACUUCAUUAUCAAACUCACAUAAGCAUUUAAAUACGUUGUCAGCACUACAGAGGAUGACUCCAAUAGUCCCAGAGGCUAGAAAUAAUUCUCAAAUCAAUGAAGAGUCAGACCUUGAUUACAUCAAACAAAGGUUGAAAAGGUCAAGACCUAAUUCUCCUGUAUUGUCUAAGACGUUUACGUUACCUAAUUCGCCUGUCCUUGGGUUGUCAGCAUCAAAUACUCCUAUAAUGUCUGCCAACAACAGUUAUACUAAUUUAUCAAAUCUAUUCAUGAUUCCUACCAUGAGAUCGACUAGCAAUGAAGCUCAAAAUCAAAAUUUUCAAUCAAGUAAGAUAACAACACCUCCACCUUCAUCGUCAAACUUACAAACUCCCAAGUUAUCUCCAUCGUCAAGUAACGCAGAUUCAGGCACUAAUUUACCUCCUUUGAGAAGCUUGAAGUUAGACUUGCCUACUAAUUUGUCGAUGCCUACUUUAUCAAAAGAGUUUCAAAGUGACUCGAUUUCUGCAAAUGGUAGACAUUUAAGUAAAAGAGCUUAUAGCACGAGCUCAGGAAAAAGUGGUCAAUUCAGGGACCUUUUGGAGGAGUGA
Messenger RNA from Priceomyces carsonii, 1407 nucleotides. RefSeq lists its product as uncharacterized. Lineage: Eukaryota; Fungi; Ascomycota; Pichiomycetes; Serinales; Debaryomycetaceae. Bases 1 to 1407 code for a protein of 468 amino acids. The transcript has a single exon. The record is from RefSeq and is a predicted model, not a curated record. Gene Ontology annotation, molecular function: RNA polymerase II cis-regulatory region sequence-specific DNA binding. Gene Ontology annotation, cellular component: cytoplasm; nucleus.